Cuscuta campestris is the source of this 1696-nucleotide messenger RNA. Lineage: Eukaryota; Viridiplantae; Streptophyta; Magnoliopsida; Solanales; Convolvulaceae. The record is from the annotation of a GenBank genome assembly.
AUCCACCCACAAUUACUCAGAAUUCACAAACAAUCGCUCUUCCCUAUCUCUGAUUUCGUUUGUCAUUUCUUUCUCUCCUCCUAACGGCUCUCUCCUCCUAAACGGUCAUAUUUCUCUCAAACCUGCAAAUUCAAAUCUGCGACAUCAAUGGCGAUACGGGAUUCCCCUCGGAGUGCCUCUUUGGAUCGGGUAAAAUGGCGGAAAGUGUACGCCGCCAUGGGGUACUUGUUGCGAACGCAGCAGGCGCAGAUUCAAUUCCUCCUUAAAGACAGGGAACUUCUUGUAGACAGGAUCAAGUUAGAACACGAACGCUGGGUUUCCAUGGUUAAAUUGUCGCAAGAUCAAACCGCUCAGGUAAAAUUGAAUUUUUUUUCGGUGUUCCCUGGAAUAAAGUUAGGGUUUUGGGGCGGNAGAAUGGAAAGUGAUUUUAGGGCAAAAAGAGCGAGAUGCUUAUAUGCUUAGAGAUAAACUUGAGAAAACAACUGAUGAGUUGCAGGGACUCAGAGAAUGUCAUGGCAUUCUUUCUUCUAAAUGCUCUGAGACAGAAGGUGUUUCUGACAAGAAAAAUGAGAAGGAGAAAAACAAGUCAUUAAUGAGCGAAUUGAGGAGGCUGAAACUUGAAAUCCAGCAGGUUUCUGCUAACAAAGACGGUGAAAUUUCAAGUCUGGUCAGGGAAAAGAGCUUCAUCUGGAACCAAUAUAGCACACUGGAGAAUCGCAUGAAUGAACAACUGAGGGUAAAAUGUGAUCAGCUUGAUACAGCUAAUGAAAAGAUCAAGUUGCUUAUGAAAGACAACGAGGAACUUCAAACUGCCUGCAACGAUUUGAAUAAUCAAAUGGCAAAUAUGGAAGCUGUAUUAGUUAAGCGAAACAGUGAGAUUGCCAGACUUUCUAGGGAAUUAGAGAAGUUGAAGGACAAAAGUGUUCCUGCAACACCUAUGCUGCAACGCUGCUCAACUAGGUCAGGAACCUCGCUGAGGGAGACAACCACCAAUGGAAUGAAAAGGAAGGGUGUAAAUCCGGCGAUUACAGUUUCAAUGAAUCCAACAGCUUCUGAGAAGGGAAAUGAGAAUUCGAAGAGGAAGCGAAUGGAUGACACCCCAAAACUGUUUUCUUCUUCGUUCAAAAUACCUAAAUUGAAGACCCCUGCCUCUCAGGUUGGAUAAUGAAUUGAUACGAUCAUCAUAUCCUCCCGAUCAAUCUUGUGCUUCUUUUUUCUCCGCAUUACGAAACUUAACUUGAAAUUGAGGUGUGUAUAUGUAUCUGGCUAUCUGCAUAUAUAGAAAGCUUGACAUAGCCCAUGUGUGUUAGGAUCAGUGGUUCAAAACAAACACUUUAAUUUAGAGAUGUUUUUUCACUAUAUUGGCAUUGUCUUGUCUGUCUACAAAUUGAUAUGAUCAAACACACAAUACGCACACACGCACACACACUUAUUACACAGGUACUUCACAGAACUAUAUGGCAAUGAUCAAAAGCAUAGAACCCAAGCUAGCAUAAACAAAAACCAACCCCACAUGGUUAACCUGUAUAAGACCACAACAAGAAAAGGAAGGCGAGGAGGAAGAUGAAAAACGCUCGAUAACGGACCAUGGCAGGAGGCAGGACAAGCAGCAAAAGCAACCCCCAUAGGGAACCCGAACGGCCAUUAACAGUACUACUUCUCAUGGGCUGGGACAUCGGCCUUCUUGUCAGCCAAC